ACCAUGCCGCGAUCGUUCCUUGUCAAGAGCAAGAAGGCGCACAGUUACCACCAGCCGCGCUCCCCGGGACCCGACUACUCCCUGCGCUUGGAGAACGCCCCGGCACCCGGAGGAGCAGACAGCACCUCUAGCGCAGGCGGGGAGAAGGCGGAACCCCGGCAUCGUUUGUCUCUCGAGUCGCCCCUGAACGAGGCCCCCGAGCGAGCCUCGGCGUCCCCGGGCAGCUGUGAGAGCAGCCCGUGUGAUCGGAGCUCGGAGUUCGAGGAUUUCUGGAGGCCUCCUUCGCCCUCCGCGUCUCCAGCCUCGGAAAACUCUGUGUGCCCGUCGCUGGACGAUGCACAGCCCUUGUCCCUGCCCUUCAAGCCCUACUCGUGGAGCGGCCUGGCGAGUUCCGACCUGCGGCACGUGAUGCACAGCUACCGGCCGUGCGCGGCCCUGGAACGCGGCGCCGCUGGCCUGGGCCUCUUCUGCGAGCGGACCCCGGAGCCGGGCCAUCCCGCCGCGCUCUACGGGCCGGAGCGGGCCGUGGGCGGCGCGGGGGCCGGGGCGUCGGGGAGCGGCGGCGCGGGCGGCGGCGCGGCGGGCGGCGCCGGCCUCGGGCUCUUCGGCGACUUCGGGCCCGCGGCGGCGGCGGCCGGGCUGUACGAACGGCCGAGCGCGGCGGCGGCGAGCGGCGGGCUGUACCCGGAGCGCGGCCACUCACUGCACGCGGACAAGGGUGCCGGCGUCAAAGUGGAGUCGGAGCUGCUGUGCACCCGCCUUCUGCUGGGCGGCGGCUCGUACAAGUGCAUCAAGUGCAGCAAGGUCUUCUCCACGCCGCACGGGCUCGAGGUGCACGUGCGCAGGUCCCACAGCGGUACCAGACCCUUUGCGUGCGAGAUGUGCGGCAAGACCUUCGGGCACGCCGUGAGCCUGGAGCAGCACAAAGCCGUGCACUCGCAGGAACGGAGCUUUGACUGCAAGAUCUGUGGCAAGAGCUUUAAGAGGUCCUCUACACUGUCCACGCACCUGCUCAUCCAUUCUGAUACCCGGCCCUACCCCUGUCAGUACUGUGGCAAGAGGUUCCAUCAGAAGUCCGACAUGAAGAAGCACACCUUCAUCCACACUGGCGAGAAACCUCACAAGUGCCAGGUGUGUGGCAAGGCAUUCAGCCAGAGCUCCAACCUCAUCACCCACAGCCGCAAGCACACGGGCUUCAAGCCCUUCGGCUGCGACCUGUGUGGGAAGGGCUUCCAGAGGAAAGUGGACCUUCGCCGGCACCGCGAGACACAGCAUGGCCUCAAAUGA
Molecule: messenger RNA, 1287 nt
Organism: Sorex araneus (European shrew)
Lineage: Eukaryota; Metazoa; Chordata; Mammalia; Eulipotyphla; Soricidae
Gene: GFI1
Product: growth factor independent 1 transcriptional repressor
Exons: 6
Coding region: 4-1287 (427 amino acids)
Cellular component (GO): nucleus
Source: RefSeq, a predicted model, not a curated record